This is a messenger RNA of Nasonia vitripennis (jewel wasp), 1363 nucleotides long. RefSeq names its product vacuolar-sorting protein SNF8 (gene lsn). The coding region runs from base 331 to 1086 and encodes 251 amino acids. Gene Ontology annotation, biological process: protein transport to vacuole involved in ubiquitin-dependent protein catabolic process via the multivesicular body sorting pathway. The transcript is spliced from 2 exons. NCBI's taxonomy places the organism in Eukaryota, Metazoa, Arthropoda, Insecta, Hymenoptera, Pteromalidae. Gene Ontology annotation, cellular component: ESCRT II complex. The record is from RefSeq and is a predicted model, not a curated record.
AGUUGAACGCAAACAGCCGCGCUGACGCACAUAUAUUCAAUACACGACACAGAGCCAGUGGGCAGUGAUACACAUGCAAGCGCUGUAUAUAUCUAUACACGAGAUCCAUUUUCGUAUACGCUCGCGGAUCAGCUGAUCAGCAUCGAAUGAUAAUAACAGCCAAGAUGUGUAUUUAUGGUAAAAUUCUUUUGCGCCUUUUGUUAUGCGCAUAAGAGAGAAAUUUCGCGCUUCCAGUGGUUUACUAUUGGCAAUUAAAUCGGUAAUAUAAUUGCAGAAGAAAAGUUCGAUCGUUGCAAUAUAAAUUGAAAAACUCAAUUAUAUUUAUUCAAAAUGAGGAGAAAACCAGGAGUUGGAGCAAUUCAUAAACAGAAAUAUGAACAAGAAAGAUACAGGGAUAAGGGAACAGAACUCCAAGAGAAUCAGUUUGAGCAGAUGACUAAGCAAUUGGAAACUUUUCGAAUAAAUUUGGAAGAGUUCGCUUCAAAGCACAAGAAUGAAAUAAAAAAGAAUGCACAAUUUAGGCGACAGUUUACAGAGAUGUGUGCAUCAAUUGGAGUUGAUCCUUUGGCAUCAGGGAAAGGAUUUUGGUCAGUUUUAGGAAUUGGUGACUUCUAUUAUGAACUUGCAGUUCAGAUUGUGGAAGUCUGUCUUGCAACAAACUACAAAAAUGGAGGCUUGAUAUCAUUGGAUGAGCUUAGGGAUCGCUUAGUUCGAGCAAGGGGUCGUCGCCAAGAGCAUCAAGAGAUAACAAACGAGGACCUGUUAGCAUCAGCUAAGAAACUUAAGAUACUGGGUAAUGGAUUUUCGGUUGUGCCUAUUAGCAAAGGAAAAUAUUUAGUGCAAUCUAUUCCUGGAGAAUUGAGCAUGGACCACACAGCAGUUUUGCAACAAACCAGUAAUGCUGGAAAUGCAUUUAUAUCUAAAUCAUUAUUACAAAAAGAAUUGAAGUGGGAAGGUGAACGAGCACAGAAAGCAUUAGACCACAUGGUUAAAGAAGGAUUGGCCUGGAUAGAUAAUCAAAAUGAAGAAGAACCACUGUAUUGGUUUCCAAGUUUGUUUACAGCUUGCAUUGCUUCAAAAACAUAGGAAUUAAUAUAGGUAUUUGGUGAUAAUUCUAUUAUUUUUUUUUUUCAACUUUCUUCUAACUUCUUUUUGAUUAUUAUUUUUGAAUGACUUGGACUUUUUUAAAUUCUUCAGUUCCUAAAAUUUUCAAGUCAAGGUAUGCAAUUCCUAAACUAGAGGGAUACUUUUGAAAUGAGACAAAAAUAUAUGUAAUCGUAAGAAACUAUAUAUUAUCAUUAAAAAUAUUGUUUCACAUAACAAAGUAUGUAUUUUUUAAAUAAAUUAAAUGACUGUUUUAAUA